Peromyscus leucopus (white-footed mouse) is the source of this 2147-nucleotide messenger RNA. It is a transcript of the gene Cdk5rap1, whose product is annotated as CDK5 regulatory subunit associated protein 1. Gene Ontology annotation, cellular component: mitochondrion; cytosol. Lineage: Eukaryota; Metazoa; Chordata; Mammalia; Rodentia; Cricetidae. The record is from RefSeq and is a predicted model, not a curated record. The coding region runs from base 220 to 1995 and encodes 591 amino acids. The transcript is spliced from 15 exons. Gene Ontology annotation, molecular function: tRNA-2-methylthio-N(6)-dimethylallyladenosine(37) synthase activity; 4 iron, 4 sulfur cluster binding. Gene Ontology annotation, biological process: negative regulation of cyclin-dependent protein serine/threonine kinase activity; tRNA modification.
GGCGCGCAGCGGAGGACGCCGGAGAGCAACCCACACCAGCUGCCAGAGCUUCCGGUUCGGACGCGGGACCUCGCAGUUGCGGGAGGUUCAACCAAGAGGAUCGCUGCCCCAUCCCAAGGCUCACAAGGCUCCGGAUCCCAGGCUUACCCGGCUAGUCAGCAAUCACAUUGACUCUUAAGGUCCAUGCUGUGAAAAGAGACUUAGGACUGCAGGUGCGCCAUGCAGCCUUUACAAUGUGUCCUCCAAGCACAGAGAUCGCUAAAGUGGGGGCCGCUGACCUCUGUGUCCUGGCCGCUGCUCAGGACCUCCAGGACACAUAGCAGUGUCCCCACCACUUCAUGUCUCAGUCCAGAGGGGCAGAGCUCAGAAGGUGUUCAGAAGGAUUUCAGCUCCAGGCUAGCCGCUGGACCAACUUUUCAGCAUUUUUUAAGAAGUGCUUCGGUUCUUCAAGAGAAACCAUCUUCUCCAGAAGUGGAGGACCCACCCCCCUAUCUCACGGGGGAUGAACUUCUAGGAAGGCAGAGAAGAGUCUACCUCGAGACCUACGGCUGCCAGAUGAAUGUAAACGACACGGAGAUAGCCUGGUCCAUUUUACAGAAGAGCGGCUACCUGCGGACCAGCAACCUUCAAGAGGCUGAUGUGAUCCUUCUUGUCACAUGUUCUAUCAGGGAGAAGGCUGAGCAGACCAUCUGGAACCGUUUACAUCAGCUGAAAGCCCUGAAGACAAAGCGACCACGCUCCCGGGUACCUCUGAGGAUUGGGAUUCUAGGCUGCAUGGCUGAGAGACUGAAGGGGGAGAUCCUCAACAGGGAGAAAAUGGUGGAUCUCUUGGCUGGUCCAGAUGCCUAUCGAGACCUUCCCCGGCUGCUGGCUGUUGUGGAGUCGGGCCAGCAGGCAGCAAACGUGCUUCUCUCUCUGGAUGAGACCUAUGCGGAUAUCAUGCCAGUCCAGACGAGCCCCAGUGCCACUUCUGCCUUUGUGUCCAUCAUGCGGGGCUGUGACAACAUGUGCAGUUACUGCAUCGUUCCUUUCACCCGUGGCCGUGAGAGGAGUCGGCCCGUUGCCUCCAUUCUGGAGGAGGUGAGGAAGCUUUCUGAGCAGGGGCUAAAAGAAGUGACUCUUCUUGGUCAGAAUGUUAAUAGUUUUCGGGACAAUUCAGAGGUCCAGUUCAAUAAUGCAGUGUCUACCAACCUCAGCCGUGGCUUUACUACCAACUAUAAAACCAAACAAGGUGGGCUUCGUUUUUCUCAUCUUCUGGAUCAGGUUUCAAGAAUAGACCCCGAAAUAAGGAUCCGUUUCACCUCUCCCCACCCCAAGGAUUUUCCUGAUGAGGUUCUACAGCUGAUUCACGAGAGACACAACAUCUGUAAGCAGAUCCACCUGCCAGCCCAGAGUGGAAGCAACCGUGUGCUGGAUGCCAUGCGGAGAGGAUACUCAAGGGAAGCUUAUGUGGCAUUGGUUCAUCACAUCAGAGAAUGUAUCCCAGGUGUGAGCCUCAGCAGUGACUUCAUCACUGGCUUCUGUGGAGAGACAGAGGAUGAUCACCUGCAGACAGUGUCUUUACUUCGAGAAGUUCAAUAUAAUACUGGUUUUCUCUUCGCAUACAGCAUGAGGCAGAAGACACGAGCAUAUCAUAGGCUGAAGGAUGAUGUUCCAGAAGAAGUAAAAUUAAGACGUCUGGAGGAACUUAUUACUGUCUUCAGAGAAGAGGCUUCAAAAGCCAAUCAGACCUCAGUGGGUUGUACCCAGCUGGUGUUGGUUGAGGGGUUCAGCAAACGUUCUUCCACAGACCUGUGUGGCCGGAAUGAUGCAAACCUUAAGGUGAUCUUCCCUGAUGUAGAGGUGGAGGAUGUCACUAACUCUGGGCUCAAGGUCAGAGCUCAGCCUGGGGACUAUGUGCUGGUGAAGAUCACCUCUGCCAGUUCUCAAACUCUCAAAGGACACCCUCUCUGCAGGACCACUAUGAAAGACUCGGCCACGCAUUGCUUGACCUGAGAGGGUGGCUUACUAGUGGACUUGGGCGGUUUUUCCUCAUGCUUUGAAGACAAGGCACUAGUCAUGAAGUGCCUUUGUACCAAAUGGAAGAGUACAUUUCUUUGUUGUCACUUGAAUAACUUUUACAACAAUAAAUUUCAUAAAUUAAUGGC